GCGUGGCUGUCAGCGUGCACUCGGUGGUCCUGGCCGCCUGUGCUCCUGGAAGUAGUCUCCUCACUGGUCCCCCUUCGUCUCAGAUGCUUCCCAUCCUGCGACCACAGCCACAGUAACAUGUGCUCCCAUCACCUAACUUCUGUUGAGGGACCAGUACAAGUCCCAUCCUGCGCCAUCCAGCAGUGGUCACACACAGUCCUGUCGUGCUUCUCCUCCUGCUUCUCUCCGUGCUCCUCCCCUGGUCCUCGUCCGAUGCUCCCCGCGCUCCUCCGUGAUCCUCCGAUGCCCUCCGCGCUCCUCUGAUGCUCCUCCCCGGAUCCUCGUCCGAUGCUCUCCGCGCUCCUCCCUGAUUCUCCCCGGAUGCUCCCCGCGCUACGCCAGCUCUCCUAUGCCUUCUGGGCCGCCUAUUCGGCUUAGUACGGAUGUGUGUGUUCUAAGUACAGAGCGGUCACUACAGCCUGGUCGAUUUACAAACAUUUAUUUCAUUUCGGCUACACAUCAGCUUUAUGUAGUCACUUGUUCACGUGUCCGCGUCUCCUCCUCGACUCCGAGAAUCCAGACGACGGUCAAGAGUAAAUCAAUCACCCCCACAACCACCAUCUCCUGUGGUGCGGCCAACACCGAGAGAGCCACGGGUGGCGAGCGCUGGAACUGGCGGAACUGCUGCGUACUCGAGGCCGCCCAAGCGGGAGGGCUGGCGGGGCUCGCGGGAGCCGGAGCUGGGCGGCGGGGUGGCCACCGAGACGCAGCGACCUGCGGGGUCCUAGAGAGGCCAGGAAAGCUCCUGGAAGACAGCGGGGCUCAGGCGGCUGACGAACUUCCGGCCUUCACGGCCGCUUGGUUGCCAGGGCGCCGCUACCGCCGCGGCCCUGGAGCUUCUCUGGACCCGAGGUGUGUGCUCUUCAAGAAGAGCAGGCCAGGGAGCCUUGAAUCCGCUUCCCUUGCCCGGGCUGGGGCGAGCCUUCUGAGCAGGAUGGCUUCGGCGGAGGAGCAGCCCGGACUUAGAGCCGUGAAGGUGGAGGAGGACCGUGUCUGGGACCAGGAGACCUUCCUUCGAGAGAGCGGCAUUUCUACUCAGGAGGCCUCCCGCCAACUUUUCAGGCACUUUUGUUACCAAGAGUCCCCCGGGCCCCGGGAGGCGCUGCGCCGGCUCCGCGAGCUGUGCCGCCAGUGGCUGCGGCCCGAGACGCACAGCAAGGAGCAGAUCCUGGAGCUGCUGGUGCUGGAGCAGUUCCUGACCGUCCUGCCCGCCGAGCUCCAGGCCUGGGUGCGGGGACAGCACCCGGAGAGCGGGGACGAGGUGGUGACGGCGCUGGAGGGUCUGGAGAGGGAGUUCAGUGAGCCUGAGAACCAGGCCCCAGACGAUGCCCCUGGCCAUUCAGAAGUGCUGUCAGAGGAUGGGGUGCAUGUGAAGGCCAAGCAGGAAUCAAGAGCCAUCCAGCUUCAGGCCACGGUGACACAGCUCCAAUGUGAAUCUCUUGGUCCCCACAAAUUUGGGGAACAAGGUGCCGACGUUGUACCAGAAAGCCAGGAGUCGGCCGUGCGGCAAGAAGUUUUGAAGGAAAUGGAACGUUUUGGAAAUAGCCGACUCCAAAGAGACGCUCCCCUGGACUCUCAGUGCCGGGAAGCUUGGAAGCGGGAGAGCAGGGCGGGAAAGCCGAGGGGACGCGCCGCCGGAGAGCGACCGCACAGGUGCAGCGAGUGCGGGAAAGGCUUCGCUCAGAGCUCCGUCCUCACUCAGCACCAGAGAACCCACACCGGGGAGAAGCCCUACGAGUGCGAGGAGUGCGGGAGAGCCUUCAGCCAGCGCUCCGGCCUGGUCGAGCAUCAGCGGAGCCACACCGGGGAGAAGCCCUACGUGUGCGACGAGUGCGGGAGAGCCUUCAGUGCCAGCAACGGCCUCAUCAGACACAGGAGGAUCCACACGGGGGAGAAGCCCUACGGCUGUGAGGAGUGCGGGAGAGCCUUCCGCCUGAGCUCGUACCUCGUUCAGCACCAGAGGAUCCACACGGGGGAGAAGCGCUACCGCUGUGGCGAGUGCGGGAAGGCCUUCAGCCAGAACGCGGGGCUCUUCCAGCAUCUCCGCGUCCACACGGGGGAGAAGCCCUUCCAGUGCGGCCAGUGCGGCAAGCGCUUUAGCCGGCGGACCCUGCUCGGCAAGCACCAGAGGAGCCACACUGGGGAGAGACCGUACACGUGUGACGAGUGCGGGAAGGCCUUCGGCCACCACUGCAACCUCAUCAGGCAUUUUAGAAUCCAUACCGUUGCCAAACCGGACUAAUUCCCCGGACCCCCAGACUCCUAGACGGGGCCGUCUUGGAGAGUCGGCUUUUCACGUGGCUCAUUUGGUUUGGGCCAAAUUUACGGUGCUCCGGAACGACUAGCUCGUCUGCAGACGCGGUGCCGGGGUCUCCUGGUGAACGGCCGUGGUUGUGGGCGGUUCCGGGCACCCCCCUUCUUCCCGAUCCUUUGGUUCGUUUCUAAUGAUUUCCCUCAAAAGAGACCGAAAUCACCUGGAAAUAAAUUGCUGCGGAGGGGCUGUUCUUGGGUGAUACUGAAUACUGAACAACUCUGAAAAACUGG
This is a messenger RNA of Felis catus (domestic cat), 2583 nucleotides long. RefSeq names its product zinc finger and SCAN domain containing 31 (gene ZSCAN31). The transcript has 4 exons. NCBI's taxonomy places the organism in Eukaryota, Metazoa, Chordata, Mammalia, Carnivora, Felidae. The record is from RefSeq and is a predicted model, not a curated record. Gene Ontology annotation, molecular function: RNA polymerase II cis-regulatory region sequence-specific DNA binding; DNA-binding transcription activator activity, RNA polymerase II-specific. Bases 389 to 2281 code for a protein of 630 amino acids. Gene Ontology annotation, biological process: regulation of transcription by RNA polymerase II; central nervous system development. Gene Ontology annotation, cellular component: nucleus.